AUGUAUUUCUUCCCCGAACUUGUACAGCAGGAUUUGACUAGCAAGAUGUUUGUAGUACCAGAAAUUGUGAUCUUAUCAGUAAGAGAUUCGAAACUACUUUUGAUGAUGCAGAGGGUAAACAGAAAAAAAAAUUCUGUUUCCAAUCAAGGGUUUUCAAAUGACAAAGGUAAACCUCUGAACAUCCCUUGCAAAGCAUUCUUUGGAUUCAGUGGAGAAUCUGGACCAAUGAUCUAUUGGAUGAAAGGCGAGAAGUUUAUUGAAGAGCUGGCAGGUCACAUUAGAGAAGGUGAAAUAAGGCUCCUCAAAGAGCAUCUUGGAGAAAAAGAAGUGGAAUUGACACUCAUCUUUGACUCAGUGGUGGAAGCUGACUUGGCUAAUUAUACCUGCCAUGUGGAAAACAGAAAUGGACGGAAACAUGCCAGUGUUCUACUACGUAAAAAGGAUUUAAUAUACAAAAUUGAGCUUGCGGGGGGCCUGGGAGCGAUCUUCCUCCUACUUAUACUGCUGGUGGUGCUCUACAAAUGCUACAACAUAGAAUUGAUGCUCUUCUACCGACAGCGUUUCGGAGGUGAUGAAACUGAUGACAACAAAGAAUAUGAUGCCUAUCUCUCUUACACAAAAGUGGAUCAAGAUACGUUGGACUGUGACAAUACUGAGGAAGAGCAGUUUGCUCUUGAAAUACUGCCAGAUGUCCUAGAAAAACACUAUGGAUAUAAACUCUUUAUCCCAGAAAGAGAUCUGAUUCCAAGUGGAACAUACAUUGAAGAUCUCACAAGAUGUGUUGAACAAAGCAGAAGACUUAUUAUCGUGCUAACUCCAGACUAUAUUCUCAGACGGGGAUGGAGUAUUUUCGAACUGGAAAGCAGACUCCAUAACAUGCUAGUCAGUGGAGAAAUCAAAGUGAUUUUGAUUGAGUGUACAGAAUUAAAAGGGAAGGUGAAUUGCCAGGAAGUGGAAUCACUAAAGCACAACAUCAAACUUCUAUCACUGAUCAAGUGGAAGGGACCCAAAAGCAGCAAAUUAAAUUCCAAAUUUUGGAAGCACUUAGUGUAUGAAAUGCCCAUCAAGAAAAAAGAAAUGCUAUCCCAUUGCCAUGUUCUAGACUCUGCAGAACAGGGGCUUUUUGGAGAACUUCAGCCUAUACCUUCAAUUGCCAUGACAAGUACAUCAGCCACAAUGGUGCCAUCACAAGCUGAUCUCCCUGAUUUCCACCAUUCGGAUUCAAUGCAAAUGAGGCACUGUUGCAGAGGAUACAAACACGAGAUGCCAACCAACACCCUGUCAGUACCUUCCUUAGGCAACCACCACACUUACUGUAACUUGCCACUGACACUCCUCAACGGACAGCUACCCCUUAAUAACUCCCUGAAAGAGACUGAGGAAUUUUCAAGGAACAAUUCCCUACUGCCGUUAUCAUCCAAAGAGCUUAGCUUCACCAGUGAUAUUUGGUAGUGAGAAAAAAAAAACUCAAUUCCUCUGAACAUCUACAUGAGAAUAUGGAAUUUCUGCUAUACUGAGCAUAAAUUACACCUAAAAACAUUGAGGUGCUGAAAAUGUGAAGAAAAGGCACAAAAAAAAUCAAGUUUAUACUUAAAUAUUUUUGUUUACAUUUAUAGAAUAGUGGGGGAAUAGAAGGUCUUGCUUUUGUAGUGUGGCACCUUGUCCCAAUGUACAGUUUUGAUUUUUUCCUAAAAAGAAAAAAAUUGAAUUGUGUCCUUUUCAAGUAAGUUUUAUGGCACCACAUGGAUUGCCCAUAUUUAAGAAUUCAGCAUUUAAACGUAUUUUUCAAAAAAAAAAAAAAGGAAAUCCUAGAGACUCAAUGAAUUUGAAAAUUAUGAGUGAAUGUUUAAGUGAAAGGAGAACUUCUGUAGAUAACUGAAAACAGUUGGGAAUUACAAAGGAAAAACUGAUGCAGCCAAUUGGAAGAUUGUUUGUCCAGGAAGAUCAGUUGAGAAAAUAGUAUGAUUGAAACAUUUACAUCUUCUUCAACAUAAUGGACAACUUCUGUAGACUAAAUCAACAGCCUGUAAUAACAGCUUUUAGUUCUAUUAGACAAGCACAGCAACUGUAGCCACACUGGUAGGUAGGGAAACUAUGUGCAUUCCUUAAGCAAAUGAAUAGACAGCUCUAAGCUCUUUAAAGAUGAUUUUUAGUAAGCCUUAUGACUUUCUGGAUCAUUAAAAAACAUUUUACAACUUUGAAAAUGCAUCUUAAAGUGCACAUUUUAUUGUUUAUUGUUUUCUAAAACAUUCCUAUUUAGAUGUUUUCUUCCCAAACACUCUUGUGAUCUUCUUGAAGAUUUAUGUGAAGAUGUGGGCAUUGUCCUACUUGUUUUUCAGCCUUACUGCAAGUUGAACUUAAAUACAUAUUGACUGCAAAUGUCUGCAGUUGGAAAGAAGUAAGGACACUAUUCAGAAAUGAAGUGCUAAGCGAUUCGAGUUUACUAGUGAUAGAGCAGCGACUGCAGACUUUUCAUUUGUACAUACAACAAGUCUGUUCCUGCAGAAGUAUCUGUAUUUCCAGUGCUUCAGAGAAUAUAUUUGAUAGACUGAACUUGUCUACUCUCAUGCAGUGACUGUGACUGUACCAUCUGAGAACGUCUUUGUCAAUAGCCUAUCUCCUAUUGGCUAUAAGAAAUGUACUCCUAUUCUAGCAUUUAUUGUGGAUUACGGCUUUCCAUCACUUACAAUUAGUUUGGUGUGCUCUCCAACUUGAUACCUGUGGGGGUCAAUUUCAUAACUGCUUAUCAAAGUUGAUUCAGAAAUUUUGCAAAUGGUUCUUACAUAAAGUUCUUGAACAAUUAUAAACAAGGACAAUGUACACAAUGUGUAAAAAUUAAGACUUUGUUUACCCCUUGUGAUUGUGAGACCCAAAAGUAGAAGCAAACAUAAGAAAAUAUUCUUUGAUGAUCUGUCUCUAAUCUCUUUCCAUGGUUGGUUCCCUGUAAUCCACCUAUUCUGUGAAAGUACCUGUUUCUCUAUUGCUUUUCUAUAUCUAACUGUUCAGAAAAUGCAUUAUGCACCAAACUGAGUGAAAUUUCACAGUGAUACAUGUUCGUUUCACAGGGAGACAAUUAGUUUCCCCUUUGAAAAGUCCUGUUCAAUAUAUGUAGGUAUUUUAUAGAUGUAUUUUUUCCACCAAGAAUGGAAACUUCUGUUAAAACUAUAGGUAUUUCAAAAUGAAAAUGUAUCAAUUCUGAAGUGUUUUUCCAGUGUUAUAAAGUUGUAUUUACUCUGGGUGUUCCUUAAUGCUAUGUGUAAUGACUAAAUUAAUAAUCUGCAUGAAAUGAGUGCUACAUGUUUUAAGUGGACAAUUGUACUUUAUACUAUUUUAUUUUUCACAGAAAUCUAGAUUAAUUCAAAUAGAAUGUUCAGUCGUAUUUUUAAACUAAUAGUUCUGUAUUGAGCAUGCCAGUUCUGAAAAUAUA
This is a messenger RNA of Peromyscus eremicus (cactus mouse), 3427 nucleotides long. It is a transcript of the gene Il1rapl2, whose product is annotated as interleukin 1 receptor accessory protein like 2. Lineage: Eukaryota; Metazoa; Chordata; Mammalia; Rodentia; Cricetidae. The transcript is spliced from 6 exons. The record is from RefSeq and is a predicted model, not a curated record. The coding region runs from base 1 to 1452 and encodes 483 amino acids. Gene Ontology annotation, biological process: signal transduction.